AUGGAUAGUUUUUUUCCUAUUAACAUAUAUGAUAAAUUUCUUAAACAAGGCAGUAAAUUAUUAGGAUUCGAAGAAAAUAAUAUCCGCGUUGUAGUUGGAUUAGACUUUGGAACAACCUACUCUGGAUUUGCAUAUUGCCAUGUUAGCGAUGAAGUCAAUAUAUGUUCAAAUGAUAUUUGGAACGGCAACGUAGGUCAAUUAAAAACAAAUACGGUUCUUCAAUAUGACGAUGAAUAUGAUAAUGUAAAACUUUGGGGUGCACCAGCUCUAGUUAAAAAGCAAGGUCGUAGUAGAACAAGAAGACAAAAAAAUAGUGAAAAUGAUAAACCCGUUGAAUUGUUUAAAUUACAUUUGGGCGAUUUAUUAGAAGAACUUAAACCAAAACUACCAGUUGAAUACAAAAAAGCUAUUACCGAUUAUCUUAGAGAAAUCGGAAAGGUAAUUAAAGAAAUUAUCGACACACGUUGGCCAAACAUUGAUUACUUUGAAAACGUUCUUUUGAUUAUUACUGUUCCUGCAGAAUUUUCUGAUAAGGCGAAAGCAAUUAUGAGAAUAUGUGCAUUUGAUGCAGGAUUGAUUAAAGAAAAAUAUUCAACAAAUUUACAAUUUACUACAGAACCUGAGGCUGCUGCGAUAUAUUGCAUGAAAAAUCUUGAAGGACAGAAUCUCGCACAACCAGGAACUAAUUUCAUGAUAGUUGAUUGUGGUGGCGGUACAGUAGAUUUAACAACUCGUAAAUUAGUAAGUCAUAAUCAAUUAGGUGAAAUAACUGAAAGAUCUGGCGAUUUUUGUGGAAGUACUUUUGUUGAUGUCGAGUUUAUUAAAUAUUUACGAAAAAUACUUGGAGAUGAACCUAUGGAUUUGCUUAGAGACAAUAACUAUGGACAAAUGCAAUAUUUGAUACAACAAUUUUGUAAUGAUGGUAAAAUUCCUUUUACAGGGGAUGAUCCAGACUUUCUAUAUGAAUUAGACAUUCGAGAAACGGUUCCAAUCUUAGAACAACAAUAUGUUAUUGAUGAUGAUAUCAGGAAAACUUUGGAUAAUGAUGAAUGGAUAAUUGAAAUUGAUUUUGAAAUUAUGGAAUCAAUAUUUAAACCUGUUAUCCAAAAAAUUCUUCAAUUAAUAAAAACUCAACUGGAUAAUGCACAUGAAACUUGUUCUGCAAUGUUCUUAGUUGGAGGAUUUAGUGAAUCAAAAUAUUUACAAAAGAAAAUCAAACAAAAGUUCAGUAGUCAAGUUAAUUUUAUUUCAGUACCUACUCAACCUACGGCAGCAAUUUCACGUGGAGCAGCAAUUUACGGAUUAUCUAUAAAAUUAAAUGAUUUGAAUAAUGUAGGAAAUGAUGACAAUAUGAAAUGUGUUAUUUCUUCAAGAGUUCUUAAAUAUACUUACGGAAUUAAAGUUAUACCUAAAUGGAAAGAAGGAGAUCCGAUACAUAGAAAAGUCUACGGUGACCGUAUAGAAAAAUUUGAUUGUUUAGCUACACGUGGUACUAAAAUGGAUAUUAAUCAAGAAAUAACUAGCACUCGUACACCAAUUUUUUCGGAGCAAAAAGAUAUGCUUUUUGGAUUAUAUUAUACAGAAGAGUAUGAUGGGACAUAUUGUGAUGAUCCUGGUAUGAAACUUCUAGGAAAUUUUAUUGUCGAUUUGCCUGGUUCAGGAAUUGGCAGAAGUGUAUUAUUAGGAAUAACUUUUGGGAAAAUGGAAAUUAUUGCUACUGCAAAGAACAAACAGUCUGGUCAAAGUUAUAAAACUACUUUUAAAUUUAACUUUGAUGGUUAA
This is a messenger RNA of Rhizophagus irregularis DAOM 181602=DAOM 197198, 1782 nucleotides long. RefSeq lists its product as uncharacterized. Lineage: Eukaryota; Fungi; Glomeromycota; Glomeromycetes; Glomerales; Glomeraceae. The record is from RefSeq and is a predicted model, not a curated record.